Meloidogyne enterolobii is the source of this 362-nucleotide messenger RNA. The record is from the annotation of a GenBank genome assembly. NCBI's taxonomy places the organism in Eukaryota, Metazoa, Nematoda, Chromadorea, Rhabditida, Meloidogynidae.
AUGGACAACAGUCUUCUAGGGGGUAUUUUAAAAAAGAUGGCAUUUUCUGUGCCAUUUAAAAAUAAGAAAAAAAGUAUAAUAGCCCUUCCUGACCCUCUCUUCCUUUCAAAACUAUUUUUAUCUAUUUUCCAUCCUCCACUCAUCAUAUAUUAAAAUACACAAUCCCCGCUCCGAUUUUGGGGGGGGGGGGGAGGGGGGGAUUCUUUUGCUUGUUGUCGCUGUUGGGUGCCGCCGCUCUCAUUAAUAUGCGCAAUGUUUAAAAUGAAGGGAAAAAAUUUUUUUGGAAAGAAAGGGAGGGCAACAAGAAAAAAAAGAAAAGAAAAAACCAGUUCGGGACGAUAUAAUAAAAAUAAAAUUUUUUU